AUGAAAAACAGAUGUUCACCAGAGUCAUUACUAUCUAUAAUCCUUGGGUUGAGCAAAGAACAAAAAGAAUGUGUAAGAUCUAUGGGUUUUGGAGCUUUAUUAAAAAUGAAAAUCACAGAUAUACCACUGAAGCUGGGAUUUUAUGUUCUUCAAAAAUUUGAUUCUGAGAGAAUGGUGAUAGAUAUUGAAGGAAAGGAACUGAAAGUAACAGCAGAGUCUGUUCAUGACAUGUUGGGCAUACCAAUUGGUGGAACCAUACUUACACAACUGGAUCAAUGGCCUAAGUGUGACAACUCGAAUUUCUAUCUGGUACAACCAUUCACCUCAUUAGAAGUCAGAUUUGUUUUUGCUAACUUUUAA
This is a messenger RNA of Lactuca virosa, 360 nucleotides long. NCBI's taxonomy places the organism in Eukaryota, Viridiplantae, Streptophyta, Magnoliopsida, Asterales, Asteraceae. The record is from the annotation of a GenBank genome assembly.